GAAGAUUUUUGGAAAUCCCAAGGAAAGCCGGACAGCAGCUUUGAUGAGCAUCACGAUUCCUGCAAAUAAUCCUCAAACUCUUUCAAAGGUUCAUCAAAAAGGGUUACCAGGAGGUCAAGUUCAACUAAACUGUAACUUUCCACUGGGCCAAGUGAAAGUGAAGAACCUGCAGCAGGAAUAAGCGAGUUGUCUGGGGAUUGCAGGGAAGAGGUGUGAAGUGUCAAACCAUCCAAGUGUUUUUAAUGUGAACAUACAGCACCAUGCAGACCCAGCUGCCAUCCUGGCACCAGAGGAUUAAACUCCUGCUUCUUCUCCUCUUUGUUGUCCUCAACCACCAGGCAACCGGAUCAUUGCUUGAGAGUCUCAUCUCUAAGCGGAGUGAGUACUGGGAGAACUGCAAUCGCACCCUGACGGCAACUGCUAUUCCAAAAAAUGGAAACUACUGUAAAGGAACUUUUGACAUGUUUGUCUGCUGGCCCCAUUCAUCUCCUGGGAAUGUGUCAGUCCCCUGUCCUUCCUUCUUACCGUGGAUCACUGAGGGCAGCACCAGGAGGGCACAUCGUGAAUGCUUAGAGGAUGGGAGCUGGCGGCAGAUGGAGAACACCUCUGAUCCCUGGAGAGAUGGCUCGGAAUGUGUUGAGGACCAUUUCUUUAAAGACAAGGAGGAGGAAAUGCUUCGCCAGACUGCCCUUCGACUCAUCUCUGUCAUUGGCUAUUCCCUGUCCCUGUUCUCCCUCACUCUGGCCACUCUCCUCAUGGGCAUGCUGAGGAAGCUCCAUUGUACCCGAAACUAUAUCCACAUGAAUCUGUUUAUGUCAUUUAUCCUGAGAGCUGCAGCUGUCAUUUCAAAAGAAAUCAUACUGCAUGUUAUGUAUUCCAACCUGCCCAAGGAUGACCCUGGUUGGAACUCCUAUUCGAGCUCUGCGAUAGUGCUCAUGUGCAGGUUCUCCAAAGUCUGCAUGGAGUACUUUGUGGCCUGCAACUACUUCUGGCUCCUGGUGGAGGCCAUUUUCCUUCAUACGYUGCUCUUCACUGCAGUGCUUACCAAAAGGCGCUUGCUGAAGAAAUACAUGCUGCUAGGAUGGGGAACACCUGUCUUGUUCGUGACACCAUGGACGGUGGUUAAGAUUUUGUAUGAAAACAAGGGGUGCUGGUCAAUCAUGAACAGAUGGUUCUGGUGGAUAAUAAGAGGCCCAAUUACUUUAUCAGUACUGAUCAUUUUCUUCAUUUUCAUCAAGAUACUGAUGUUGUUGUUAUCCAAGCUGAAGGCAGAUCAGGUGAAAUUCACAGAUUACAGAUACAGUUUAGCCAGGGCCACGCUGGUUCUGAUUCCCYUGCUGGGGAUUCAUGAAGUGGUGUUCACCGUGCUGAUAGAUGAAUGUGUGGAGGGCAGUAGUCGCUACGCUCGGAACUUUAUCAACCUCACCCUCAGCUCUUUCCAGGGAUUCUUGGUGGCUGUAUUGUAUUGUUUUGCCAAUGGAGAGGUCCAAGCUGAACUGAAAAAGCGCUGGCAGCUUUUUUUGUUCACCAAUCACUUCAAGGUCCGAAGCUGUUUCAGCGGGGUUGACUUCAAGCACCUGUGGAAAUGUUCACAAGGGCAAGACCCACGGCGCUCCAAGCGCUGUGUCUCCAACAACAGGGGCAACACUUUGACACCUCACCCCCAACUUCUUCAAGUGACUGUGCAUGGAGGAGGUGGGGUGCUUGGACAAGGAGAAAUUAAAGGUCAGGGGAUAAAGGGCUAUGAUGCGCCAGGUCUGGAUUUUCUCACCCGAAAAAGUCUUUCCAGCAGUGAUGGUGAGAUGACCCUUGGAGAGACCAUGGAGGAGAUUCUGGAAGAGAGCCAAUUCUGAUUCCAGCUGCUUUUCAUUAAACAUGGAGGAACACACAAAGAAUGUAUAAAUCCAACUCAACUUUCCAGCUCAAAGUGUAAACUGCACCAAGCUUUAGUUGGCCGUGAUCUCCAGGGGUCUCAAAGGCUAUGGUUACUUUUGUGUCCAUGGGUAAUAUCUACUUUAAAUCAACCCAAAACAUUUAUAAAAGCAUAUGAGGAAAAAGAUGUUUUCUUUAAUAAGCAGUAGGACUAAAGCAGAAGUCUAGUAUUACUGCAAUUUUGACAUCAGCUGCGAUUUCAAGCACAUCCAGUGAAUAUAACCACUUCACUCUUAUGAAGGGAGGGAUUUUGGAGAUGAAGCUGAAGCGCAGCAGUGACUACAACUCAUAGUUUUCUGCUGACUUCAUCCUUUCAGUCUAAAGGAGGAGAGUCAUGUUUGGUGAGCUGCCAGCAGACAAGAGGGAUGAUUGCAUCCAAAAGGCAAUUUGUCAUUGAAUGAGACACAGAGAGGCAAGGUACCCAGGCAACAGGAGGAUAUWUGCCACAAUGGAGCUCCAAGGAGAAAAACAGGAGGACGGUUGACUAAAAAUCAGAAAUUAUGCCAUAAACUUUUUUACUACUUACUUUUUUUUUAAAUAAAAAAAAUCAAGUUUUAUUUUCUCUCACCAGGGCCAUGGACGACCCUAAAAAACAAUCUAAGGUAGUACUGACACAUGUGGCGGACCUCCAUUGGGUCGUUUUUGUGGUUGUUGGCAGAACAUGAAAAGACUGUUUCACUGAUUGCAGGAACACCAAAAUAAACUGACCUUGAUUUUUUUCCCCUGUACAUCAGAGUAAUGAUUAACAUGGACAUUCAACUCCAAUUCCAGUGAAGUUGGGAUGUUGUGUAAAACAUAAAUAAAAACAGAAUAUGAUGA
This is a messenger RNA of Austrofundulus limnaeus, 2751 nucleotides long. RefSeq names its product glucagon-like peptide 2 receptor (gene glp2r). The transcript has 13 exons. Gene Ontology annotation, cellular component: plasma membrane. The record is from RefSeq and is a predicted model, not a curated record. Gene Ontology annotation, biological process: cell surface receptor signaling pathway; adenylate cyclase-modulating G protein-coupled receptor signaling pathway. Lineage: Eukaryota; Metazoa; Chordata; Actinopteri; Cyprinodontiformes; Rivulidae. Gene Ontology annotation, molecular function: peptide hormone binding; glucagon receptor activity. Bases 261 to 1853 code for a protein of 530 amino acids.